CUUUUCGUGUCUUGACCUGACUUCUUCCAAUUCCAUAGUGAGUUUUGUGAAACAGCUACUCAAAUUGACUUCGUUGCGGAAAUACUUUGCCUUCGGUAGUUGCAUUAUUCUCUUCAGCAUACUUUGCUCUAUCACUUGCCUCAAGAUAUUGCAAACAUGCACCCUGGAAUGCUGUCCAAUCGAGCAGGAAGCACCACUCCUGUUCCAGCCCCUGCACAAGCCUCUUUGCCACCUUUCCUGCUCGGUGGAGCAUCUCAGUCGCCUCCUUCAAGGAGUGCCUACGGUAGCGGCUUGCCUCCAUCUGGUUUAGGUGGAUCAAGUCAAAAACACCAGGCCUUUCCUCAGCACAGACAAAGCCCUGGAUCUCCUAAAAGCCGCAAGGAUGUCACCAAUACUGCACCACCUGUGGAUGGCUUGUUUGAUGCAUCAGCUGCUGGCCACCCGCUCCAUGGUCAGGACACUGCUGGUCUGGGCGCAAGGACCACAGCUGAUGCUGGACUGGGUGCAAGUCCUGGUAUUUUCUCUGAUCAGUCAAGUGCAGCGUAUCCUAAGUAUGGCCAUCAUCAGCUGGCGAAUCCGAGUCCACUGGUUGCUUCUCCCGGCAUGGCUCCUGUAACUCCUUUUGCCGGCACAAUGGGUGCAUCUCACCACACUGGUGUGCCCGGUACAAUCAGACAACAGGGACAUCCACCAUCGGCACUAGCUACCGCUCAAAGCACCGAGUCUAUGCAUUCUCCGCAUACAACCCUCAAUGGGGACGCAUGUGGCGAUAUCACCGAGCAGUGCUGGGUGACUGUAUUUGGAUUUCCAGCUGAUGCAGCAGCGUACAUGCUGCAGGAAUUUGCACAUUAUGGCACCAUCAUUCGCCACAGUAUGGAUGUGAACACGAACUGGAUGCACAUCUGCUACCAGUCUCCCUUGCAGGCCAGGAAAGCACUCAGCAAGCAUGGUAAAGUUUUUAUGACCUCUGUUAUGGUGGGCGUUGUCCCUUGUACUGACCAGAAAGUCAUGCAACUUGAGCAGCACGCACGGCAUGAGCAGAGUUCUGCGGAUUUUACCAGCCCCGUGAUGAUGAGAGAACGCCAGGGAUUUGCGUCUCAAGGACAACAGCAAGCAGCGCGCCAUGGCACACCUGGUGGGAUGCGGCCACUCACCAGUUCAUUCCAGACACCCAAUGCUGCUGCUGGAUCUGCGAUGCGAGACCCAGACACAGCAACGCCACGCAAGUCUGAUGGUGUAAUCGGCAAAGCCAUGGAGUACAUGUUUGGCUGGUAGCACACUACACUAGACAUCAGACUGUUGACUUGUGUUUGUUUGUGACCGGCGUGCACCAAGCGGUCUCCUUUUCUACCGUUCUACUGUCUUUCUACAAAUGCUGUCAGUGGUGUAUACUUGACCCACCAAUGUCUACCUGGCUACCUGGCUAGACUAGCAACUGACCACUACCUACUACUACUCUGUGUCCCCCCCCCCCUUUUUUUUAAGACACCAUAAUUUUGGUGAGAUAUCGGGGCUUCGUAAAUUAUGUUCCUAUCUCUCACUCUUUCCGCAGCACUAUACCACAUUUAGCAACAAAUUCCUUGCUGUUCAUGCUUGUUUUUAACAUUUGUAUGCAUGUGUUUAGCAAGUGCGUGCAGUGUAGAAUCUGUGAAAUUGUAAUAGAACUUUGACAAUGUACAAUGUUUGUUUGUACCGCUAUAUAUUUUUUUGAUGAUACUUUAAGUAUUUCAUGGAAGAAUAGAAUGAAAUCAGGCAGCAUAGGUCCA
Messenger RNA from Sycon ciliatum, 1766 nucleotides. Its product is annotated as nucleoporin NUP35-like. The coding region runs from base 157 to 1275 and encodes 372 amino acids. The record is from RefSeq and is a predicted model, not a curated record. The transcript has 7 exons. Gene Ontology annotation, molecular function: structural constituent of nuclear pore; nucleic acid binding; phospholipid binding. Gene Ontology annotation, biological process: nuclear pore organization; NLS-bearing protein import into nucleus. Gene Ontology annotation, cellular component: nuclear membrane; nuclear pore nuclear basket; nuclear pore central transport channel. Lineage: Eukaryota; Metazoa; Porifera; Calcarea; Leucosolenida; Sycettidae.